GGGGCAGCGGCUUUUCCAGACCUCCAUAGGAGGGAGUAGGGGAAAGGGGUCCCAGGUGCCGCAGUCUUCCUCCCUGUCCGUUCUUCGGCCUUCUCUGCACCUUCCCUCCCCCCGUCAUCUCCGCCUUUCGAAACCCUCUUCUGCCAGAAUUCAGACGCGCAGACCCUCGGAGCCGGGAGGGCCUUCAAAAAUCAUCUUGUGAAAGCCCAGCAUUUUACAAAAGCGGAAAUUGGGAUGGGACUUGCCCAAGGUCACUCAGCGAGUCAGUGACAGGGCUGCGACCCGACUUGAGGUCUGCAGCCCAGAAUGCCGCGCUGCCUCCCAGGAACUACCAGAGUUCACCUUUUGUUUGCUCUGCCUUGGCAGCAAAAGCUGUAGCUUCGCACCGGGGAAAGGGGUUUUCUUGCGGACCAAAGACGACCAGCCUGAGAGCGAGGUAUCCGAGCCCGAGAGGAGUCCGUUUGGGGAAAGCCUCCCUCUCUCCCUCCGGGGAGGAGUGUUUGACCUUGGGAGUAUUGGGGGCCGUGGAAAAUGAAGGCGAAGGUGCAGUUUCUUUGGACGGUUUUCCUGUCUCUGGUUUUGCAGACCGGUCUUGGCUACGCGAUUAAGUGGCUUGCCCUGUCCAAGACACCCUCAGUACUGGCCCUGAACCAGACUCAGCACUGCAAACAGCUGGAAGGACUGGUGUCUUCCCAGGUCCAGCUAUGCCGGAGCAAUUUGGAGCUGAUGCAAACCAUCGUGCAGGCUGCCAGAGAGGCUAUGAAGACCUGCCGGAAGGCCUUCUCUGACAUGCGGUGGAACUGCUCCUCCAUCGAGCGCGCCCCCAACUACCUGCUGGACUUGGAAAGAGGGACGAGGGAGUCUGCCUUCGUGUAUGCCCUCUCUGCCGCUGCCAUCAGCCAUACCAUCGCCAGGGCCUGCACCACUGGGGACCUUCCUGGCUGUUCCUGUGGCCCCGUCCCAGGUGAGACACCUGGGCCCGGGUACCGAUGGGGAGGAUGUGCUGACAACCUCAACUACGGUCUCCUCAUGGGGGCCAAAUUUUCAGACGCUCCCAUGAAGGUGAAAAAAACAGGAUCCCAGGCCAAUAAGCUGAUGCACCUUCACAACAGCGAAGUAGGGAGACAGGCCUUGAGAGCAUCCCUAGAGAUGAAGUGUAAAUGUCAUGGAGUCUCUGGCUCUUGCUCCAUCAAGACUUGCUGGAAGGGGCUGCAGGAGCUUCGAGAUGUGGCCCAGGACCUCAAGACCAAAUACCUGUCAGCCACCAAGGUGGUGCAUCGACCCAUGGGCAACCGGAAACACCUGGUGCCCAAGGACCUGGACAUUCGGCCCGUCCAGGACACAGAGCUGAUCUACCUGCAGAGCUCCCCCGACUUCUGCAUGAAGAACGAGAAGGUGGGCUCCCACGGGACACAGGACAGACAGUGUAACAAGACGUCCAACGGCAGUGACAGCUGCGACCUCAUGUGCUGCGGCCGAGGCUACAACCCGUACAUGGACAAGGUGGUGGAAAGAUGUCACUGUAAAUACCACUGGUGCUGCUACGUAACCUGUAAGAAGUGUGAGAGGAUCGUGGAGCGCUACGUCUGCAAAUGAAGCAUGGCGGCUGCCCGCCUGCCCGCCCAGGCCUUGGUCUUGGCCUUGGCGUUCUCAGGGCGGGAGAGGUCCCAAGGAGCCAAGCCCUGGCCUUCCCACGUUCCUUGCCCCCUCGCCCUUCAUCCAUCCUGCCAAGAUUCCAGACUUCCAAGGAAUAAAGCAAAGGAGGUGACAGGUGGGGUGAGGGAGGGAUAAUAGAUGAAGGAGGAAGACCAGGACCUCACGGGAAAGAAAGCCAAAACAGACCGUUUUUAAAAAUUGUCAUCAAUGGUGCCUUCCGUCUUUUAUUUUUCCUUUUGUGGCUUUUGGAAGACAUCUGUGACUGGAAGGGUGGAUUGGGCCGGGCAACACGUCCUCAGAGCCUUCUAAGUGGCAUUUACCUACGUGGUAGAAAGCAGGGGUGGGGAGAAAAUAGAGACUCAAUAACCCCAGGGUCGGGCGUCCACUCUGGCCGUCCAGUUGCCUCCUAGGGAUAAGGGGUUGGGUAGAAUGUCAAUGUCAUUGGCCUGGGAGGAGCAGAAGCAAAGAGUGCUAAGAGAGGCAGUGGGGGAGUGGAGGAAGAGGAGGGGAGACAGACCCUGGAAUUGGAGUGUCUUCUCUCUUGCCUCAUCCUUGCAAGGAGAGAGGAAGGGAGGGAGGCAAGGACAUUCAGGGCUGGCCAUGGACCAAACUAAGGACACGGCAACCUCGGGUCAUUCAGAGCUCCAGCAUCCCGGAGGGGAGCCCAUCCUUUUUCUCCUGGGUGUAUUGGCAGAAGAUGAAGCUGAAGUCAUCUGAACAUGAGCCCUCCUCCCUCUCCAUCGCUGGUGUGAAGAACAGGACGGAGCUGUGUGCAUGGCGGGGUGGGGGAGGGGGAGGGCGCUGCCUGAUUCCAGAGUCUCUUUCUUCUAAAGGAGACUCCGUCCAGAGCCAAGGAAACCGAUUUUGUCCAGGCCAUUGAGCAAACGGACCCACUCAUGGAGGAUACACAUUUCCCUCUCCUUCGGAAUGUGGACCAUACAGAAAUAUUUAUAAAAGUAUAGUUCGUGUCGUGGGUUGUUUUCCCUCUAUUCCUCUUUCCAUAUAAAUAUAUAAAUAUAUGAAUAUAUGAUCUAUAUAUUUUAAACAGCGGUAUGAAAUAAAUGCUGUGGUGGUAUUCUAAAGCCUUCCAGACCCCAUCAUGC
This is a messenger RNA of Vombatus ursinus (common wombat), 2759 nucleotides long. It is a transcript of the gene WNT11, whose product is annotated as Wnt family member 11. Gene Ontology annotation, molecular function: frizzled binding; cytokine activity. The record is from RefSeq and is a predicted model, not a curated record. Bases 532 to 1596 code for a protein of 354 amino acids. Gene Ontology annotation, cellular component: extracellular region. Gene Ontology annotation, biological process: canonical Wnt signaling pathway; neuron differentiation; multicellular organism development. The transcript is spliced from 6 exons. Lineage: Eukaryota; Metazoa; Chordata; Mammalia; Diprotodontia; Vombatidae.